Molecule: messenger RNA, 453 nt
Organism: Acaulospora morrowiae
Lineage: Eukaryota; Fungi; Glomeromycota; Glomeromycetes; Diversisporales; Acaulosporaceae
Source: the annotation of a GenBank genome assembly
AUGAAGAUCACCGUGACUCUCCUGAUCUUAAUUUUCUUUUUGUUCGGAAUCGUCCUCGCCGAAUCCGACAAACAACCGAAUGUUACCCAAGAGCAGAUAUGCAAAGGUCUCCGUGUUGUUUAUCCAGCCCGCCCAGGAAUCACUUAUUCAAUAAAUCAAUCUCAUACCAUAAAAAUUCGUCGCGAUCCAAUUUUUAGUAAUAUCCAAUACAUUAGGUGGAUUCAACUUUGGGGAACCGAUAUUACGACUGGUAGACAUUUCUUUGUGAAGACUUUAUGGGAGGGUCGACAAAAUGUGGCUCCGGGUAGUGAUGUUAGAAUUAGAGUGCGACUCAAUAUUUCCAAAAACUUUGUAACAAAAAAUCAUCAAUUUUAUUAUAGAAUUUAUUCAAAAACAACAGAAGGAUUCGCUGAAUGUUAUAUUAAAAGUGGUACCUUUUACAUUCAGUCAUAA